CUCCAGACGGGACCACAGAGCCAGCUGGUGAGGAGCAGGCAAAGUGGUUGCUAGUCAGCCUGACUCAGAGCAGAGGACUCUGGGGACCAAGUUGGGGCAUGCUGACCCCACAACCCCUGCUGCUUGCCCUGGCUGGGCUGCUCUUCCUCGGACCUGCCAUGUCCCAGGAGUGUGCCAAGUACAAAGUCAGCACCUGCCGGGACUGUAUCCAGUCGGGGCCUGGCUGCGCCUGGUGCCAGAAGCCGAAUUUCACCGGGAAAGGAGAGCCAGACUCUGUGCGCUGUGACACGCGGGAACAGCUGCUAAUAAAGGGUUGCCCAUCCGAUGACAUAAUGAAGCCCGGAAGCUUCGCUAUACCCCAAGAUUUUGAACAGGGAGGCCGGAAACAGCUGUUUCCACAAAAAGUGACACUCCACCUACGACCAGGUCAGGCGGCUGCAUUCAACGUUACCUUCCGACGGGCCAAAGGCUACCCCAUCGACCUGUACUACCUCAUGGACCUCUCCUACUCCAUGCUGGAUGACCUCAACAAUGUCAAGAGGCUGGGAGGAGACCUGCUGCGUGCCCUCAAUGAGAUCACUGAGUCUGGCCGCAUCGGCUUCGGGUCCUUCGUGGACAAGACAGUGCUGCCCUUCGUCAACACGCACCCUGAGAAGCUGAGGAACCCGUGCCCCAACAAGGAGAAGGCCUGCCAGCCCCCAUUUGCCUUCAGGCAUGUGCUCAAGCUCACCGACAAUUCCAACCAGUUUCAGACAGAGGUUGGCAAGCAGCUGAUUUCUGGAAACCUGGAUGCUCCUGAGGGUGGACUUGAUGCCAUGAUGCAAGUUGCUGCUUGCCCGGAGGAAAUUGGCUGGCGCAAUGUCACGCGAUUGCUGGUGUUUGCCACAGAUGAUGGCUUCCACUUUGCUGGUGAUGGGAAGCUGGGUGCCAUCCUGACCCCCAACGAUGGCCGCUGCCACCUGGAGGACAACAUGUACAAGAGGAGCAAUGAGUUUGACUACCCAUCGGUGGGUCAGCUGGCCCACAAAUUGUCUGAAAGCAACAUCCAGCCCAUCUUCGCAGUGACGAAGAAGAUGGUAAAAACCUACGAGAAACUCACUGAGAUCAUCCCAAAGUCGGCUGUGGGGGAGCUGUCUGAUGACUCCAGCAACGUGGUGCAACUGAUCAAGAAUGCCUACAACAAACUGUCCUCCAGAGUCUUCCUGGAACACACCACCCUCCCUGACACUCUGAAAGUCACCUACGACUCCUUCUGCAAUAAUGGAGCAGCGUCAAGCAUAGACAAAUCCCGAGGGGACUGCGAUCGCGUGCAGAUCAACGUUCCGGUCACCUUCCAGGUGAAGGUCACAGCCACAGAGUGUAUCCAGGAGCAGUCGUUUGUCAUUCGGGCACUGGGCUUCACCGACACGGUGACCGUACAGGUCCUUCCCCAGUGCGAGUGCCAGUGCCGGGACCAGAGCCAGGAGCGGGGCCUCUGCAGAGGCAAGGGUUCCAUGGAAUGUGGCAUCUGCAGGUGUGACUCCGGCUACAUUGGGAAAAACUGUGAGUGUCAGACACAGGGCCGGAGCAGCCAGGAACUGGAGGGAAACUGCCGGAAGGACAACAGCUCCAUCGUGUGCUCGGGGCUGGGGGACUGCAUCUGUGGGCAGUGUGUGUGCCACACCAGCGAUGUCCCUAACAAGAUGAUCUUCGGGCAGUACUGCGAGUGUGACAAUGUCAACUGUGAAAGAUAUGACAGCCAAGUCUGCGGUGGCCCGUCAAGGGGCACCUGUGCCUGUGGUAAGUGUACUUGCAAGAAGGACUUCCAGGGCUCAGCCUGCCAGUGCAAGAGGUCCACUGAGGGCUGUCUGAACACGCGGCUGGUGGAGUGCAGUGGCCGCGGUCAGUGCGAGUGCAACCGGUGCAAGUGUGACAAAGACUACCAACUGCCCCUAUGUGAGGACUGUCCUGGCUGCCCCUCGCCCUGCAGCAAGUUCAUCUCUUGUGCCGAGUGCCUGAAAUUCAACAAGGGUCCCUUUGAGAAGAAUUGCAGUGUAGCAUGUGCAAGGCUGACUCUGCAAAGCUCCCUCUCAAAGGUCAAGAGCGUCUGCAAGGAGCGGGACUCGGAGGGCUGCUGGAUGUCCUACAACCUGCAGCAAUUGGAUGGGAGAGAGACUUACAACAUCCACGUAGAAGAGAACCGAGAGUGCGUGAAAGGCCCCAACAUCGCCGCUAUCGUAGGGGGCACUGUGGCAAGUGUUGUGUUAAUUGGCGUCCUCCUCCUGGUCAUCUGGAAGGCUCUGACCCACCUGAGUGACCUCCGGGAGUACAGACGCUUCGAGAAGGAGAAGCUCAAAUCUCAGUGGAACAAUGACAACCCCCUCUUCAAGAGCGCCACCACAACAGUCAUGAAUCCUAAAUUUGCUGAAAGCUAAGGCAUCUGCAAAGAUGAGGUGUCAGGACCAAUCAAAUGAAACUCUCAAACCAUGCCUCCUCCACCCUGUGGCCAUGACGUGGCUUACAGUUCAGCACAGACCAAAAGCCCAUUCUGUUUCUUUCUGCCUUUAUAAUGUCAGGGCUGCCAGGUUUCCCCAGAUUCACCUUCUGACCUGAGCCAUCUCCACAGAGCUUUAAGAAGGACUUCUCAAGUCUCAAGAGGUUCUACAUACUUCUACAUAAAGGAAGACAGCUGUUUCA
Nannospalax galili (Upper Galilee mountains blind mole rat) is the source of this 2676-nucleotide messenger RNA. It is a transcript of the gene Itgb2, whose product is annotated as integrin subunit beta 2. The transcript has 16 exons. Gene Ontology annotation, biological process: cell migration; cell adhesion mediated by integrin; cell-matrix adhesion. The record is from RefSeq and is a predicted model, not a curated record. Gene Ontology annotation, cellular component: integrin complex; focal adhesion; cell surface. Bases 99 to 2414 code for a protein of 771 amino acids. NCBI's taxonomy places the organism in Eukaryota, Metazoa, Chordata, Mammalia, Rodentia, Spalacidae. Gene Ontology annotation, molecular function: integrin binding; amyloid-beta binding.